AUGUCAGUGGUCAGCAGUGAGGCAGAGGACUGCAGCAGCUGUGACUGUGCAGACAAAGGGACGUGUCUGCCAUGUUGUGCUUCUGAUCUCGUCUCAGCUAAGCUAAAUGUGGUGGUAGGAGACAUGUACUUCUCUGAGGAGAAGACAUUACUCGUUCAGAGCUGCGACUAUUUCCAAGCUCUGUAUCGCUCUGGGAUGAAGGAGUGUUGGCAGGAAGAAAUCCACCUGAAGUCUUUGCAUGCUCGAGGCUUCCUCAUCACCCUGGCAGUUAUACGAGGUGAGAUGCCCGUCCUGGACGCAGAUGACAUUGUUCAAGCAAUUGAAUGUGCUGCUUUUCUGCAGGUGGCAGCGCUCACAAAGCAUCUCAUUGACCUCAUUGACUCGGACAACUGUUUGCUGAUGUAUCACACUGCUGCAACCUUUGGCCUCAUGGACCUUUACUAUGCUGCUGCGCUGUUCAUCCGAGAUAUGUACACUGACCUGGAGGCGGAGGUCAGGAAAACCUUACCAUCAGAGCUGAUCUCCUAUGUGGAGUCUCUGACCCAGAGCACUUUUGUGGCUGUGGGGGCCCAUGUAACCUGCGGUGUGGGUGAAACUGUACACGCUGCCUCUAGGACGGUCUGUUACCUGGAUGAAAUUGGUAAUAAUUGGAAAGUAUUGACAGAUCUUCCUCUAGAGGCCAGCACCUCCAUGGCCGGAGUGACUGUUUUAGACAACAAACUCUACAUUGUCGGAGGAGUUCACGGAGUUCACAAACAAGUUGUGGACUCUUGUUUCUGCUACAGUGUUGAAAACAACAUCUGGAGUAGGAUCAUCAGUCCAGCACAGCUCCGCUACAAUCUCAGCCUGGUGGGUGGAGACAGUCGUCUUUAUGCUAUUGGAGGAGAGUAUGAGCGAACAGUGAUGUCAUCUGUGGAAACAUAUGAUGUAAAAACUGGGAGAUGGACGUUUGCUGCUCACCUGCCUCGACCAGCAGCGGGAGCAGCAUGCACCAAAGCCAUGAGCAGGAUAUUUGUGUGUUUAUGGAGGCCGAUGGAGACCACAGAGAUCUAUGAGUACAUCUCAGGGAAAGACAAGUGGCAGCUCAUUACUACACUAAUCAGGCACCAGAGUUACGGCCACUGCAUAGUCGGCCACAGAGACAACCUCUACGUCAUAAGAAACGGGCCAUCAGACGACUUCCUGAGAUGCCUCAUGGACUGUUACAAUCUGAGCUCAGACCAGUGGUCGUCCCUGCCCGGACACUUUGCCAACAGCAAAGGAUCACUGUUCACAGCUGUGGUGAGAGGUGACUCUGUGUUCACUCUCAACAGGACCAUGGCUCUGGAGUACACCAUCAAUGGUAAAAUCUGGAAGCCACGCCAGCAGAUGAAGGGUUUCCCCAGAAGUGGAUCUGUGUGGACGUUUCUGCUCCGGGUGCCAGACGCUCUCAUGCUGCAGUAA
This is a messenger RNA of Monopterus albus (swamp eel), 1443 nucleotides long. It is a transcript of the gene kbtbd13b, whose product is annotated as kelch repeat and BTB domain containing 13b. NCBI's taxonomy places the organism in Eukaryota, Metazoa, Chordata, Actinopteri, Synbranchiformes, Synbranchidae. The transcript has a single exon. Gene Ontology annotation, molecular function: protein binding. Bases 1 to 1443 code for a protein of 480 amino acids. The record is from RefSeq and is a predicted model, not a curated record.